CGGUCGGGUCAGGCUGUCUGCGCUCGUGAACUGCACACAUCAACAAGGAGAUAACCCAUUUCUCUUCAUAGCAGUUGUGUCUAUAAAUACCUCCUCUGCUCGUUUCUACCUGUAAGGUUGCAACGCUGGGUCUACCAGAAUGAAUGUGGGUGUGGCACACAGUGAGGUGAACCCAAACACGCGGGUCAUGAACAGUCGGGGGAUCUGGUUGACCUAUGCACUCGGUGUUGGCAUACUUCACAUUGUGCUCUUGAGCAUUCCCUUCUUCAGCGUGCCAGUGGUGUGGACUCUCACUAACGUCAUACACAACUUUGGAAUGUAUGUGUUCAUGCAUGCAGUGAAAGGCACGCCCUUUGAGACCCCUGACCAAGGAAAAGCCAGACUGCUUACACACUGGGAACAGCUGGACUACGGCGUGCAGUUCACCUCAUCUAGAAAGUUCUUCACCAUCUCUCCAAUCAUUCUAUACUUCUUGGCGAGUUUCUACACAAAGUACGACACGACACACUUUAUUAUAAACACUGCCUCACUUUUGAGCGUCCUGAUCCCAAAGCUGCCACAGCUACACGGAGUGAGACUGUUUGGUAUUAACAAGUAUUAAGUUAUUGUAAAGCUGUGCCUCUUAGCAGCACAAGUGAAGUCCUGUGUAGCGUGUAACCCGGAGUUGUACAGUUUGUGUAAAUGUCACUGUCGUUGUUUAGAUAUAUCAGGUUUGAGAAGAAAUGUAAAAAGAAACAGGAGUAGGUUUGUAGGUGACAGGAUGCCAUAUGCAUUACUAACUUAUGUGAAUAUUUAAUGAUGUAUUUUUGGCCUGCGUGGACCUGGGCUGGCCCAGGCGACUGUUAGGCUUUUGGUUGAGUUUCUUUUUUUCCUGUCUUUGCCCUCUCAUUCACACGGCAACACAAAUUGUGAGUAUGAGUGUUUGUAGCCACAAGUAUGUCCCAAAUGUAUUUUUCAAAGAUGUUUACUUUCUGAGGGUGGCUCAGUCUGGUUUUGUAAGGGGCGUCUAAAGUAUUCAUGCCGAGUGGAACAUGGAAUCAUUUCUUUCUUUGCAUGAUUUCCUGGGUGUGUGAAUCAUUUCUCAUUUGUAUUUCAAUCAGAAAAGGGCAGGCUUUUUUCAUUGUACAGACUUUUUGUGAAUGUUUUGUCCUGUGUGUCGAGAUGAGAUGAGAUGAGUAAUUGUUAGGGUAAGCGUUUACUGAGAGGUCUGCGGUGUCUGUGAUGAACUUACACUCAUGUAGCCGCUCUCUUUAGAUCAUGACUUUUUGCUAUUAUCAAGGCAGCGAGUCCUGCUUUGUUUGGCCAUAGCGCAUAGUACUCUUGAUAUUUCCUGUUCUUAAUCUUAUUAAAAUGUUGUUGCCCUCCAA
Molecule: messenger RNA, 1367 nt
Organism: Notolabrus celidotus (New Zealand spotty)
Lineage: Eukaryota; Metazoa; Chordata; Actinopteri; Labriformes; Labridae
Gene: ormdl1
Product: ORMDL sphingolipid biosynthesis regulator 1
Exons: 4
Coding region: 140-601 (153 amino acids)
Biological process (GO): intracellular sphingolipid homeostasis; ceramide metabolic process; negative regulation of ceramide biosynthetic process
Cellular component (GO): endoplasmic reticulum membrane
Source: RefSeq, a predicted model, not a curated record